GUGGGAAGAAUCAGCAUGAUUUUCUCAUCGUCAUUACUGCAAGGAAAAAUCUUGAUUUUUUCAUUGAUUUUCAUAAUACAAUUAUUCGAAAGUGUUUCUUUUGUAUUCGGCAAGGUUUCGGAUAACAUUGAAAUUAUUGAUGAUGGAUAUACAAGUUUGUAUCCACCUGUGGAUUUAUCUAGUGAUAUAAUUUCGUUUAUAUGUGCAAUACUGUCAGCUGCCAUGUCCAUUCUAGUCUUUGUCAUGAUUUUAAAAAAACAUUCCUCGAUCUUUGGUUAUUGGAAACGAGCCGAAAGUGAGAAAUUAGAUAAGAAAGAAAGAGAAAGACAAGUAAUUGCCAAGGAAAAGAGACAUCUCAUGAGAAGAGUCUUACUUUCUCUCUUAGUUUCGGAUAUAGUUUGUUCCUUUAGUAGAAUUUCGUAUAUUUUGUUUUGGUGGUUGUGUACAUUAAUUACUCCAGAAACAAUGUAUUUGAAAUCACUAAUCCCAAUCAAUGCAAAUCAAACAACUUCAAUAUUCCAUGAUUCGUUUGACCUUUCCAAUAUCUAUUCGAAUCUACAAAAUUCCACAACUCUCAAAUAUAAGGCCAAUUACAAUCUGAAACCAGUUCCACUCACCAUCCAAAAAUUCCUUGCAGAUCUCUACUAUUCCUUCUCAAUUUCAACAGCUGCCUGGUGUGUAAUCAUUGCCUACGUUGUCUAUUCGAUUACAAGUCAUUCGAAAUGGAUUGAGGAAGAUUUUAAUUUGAUUCGUGAACAGUUACAAACAGAUUCUCAUACCAUUACACGAAAUACAGCUCAAUUAUUUUAUGGAAAUAAUGCGAGUGCUGACAGUGAUGAAGAAAUUGUUCCAAAAUUUAAGCCAAUUGGAGAUUUGAUGGAAAGUAGUGGAAAUUCAGAAAUUGAUUCAUUUUCGUUUAAUACAAUGCCAAAUCAUGAUGGAAAUAUUGAAAAUCAAUCGUUAAUUUAUGAAAUUCCAAUCAAGAGCUCGAAAAGUGCUGAUGAAAUUUUGUACUUUUCUGCCAAGAGAAGAAUUCUUUCGAGGAGAAAUGUUUAUGAAUUAAUGUUUCAUUUGAUUGCUUGGGGAUUUUCGAUAUUUACAUUCCUUUUUGUGUUUAUUUUCAGGACUAUUAAUAUUCAUGCCAAAGAUUUGGUUAGUGACAAGUUUGAAAAUUGGUUCUUGUUCUCGGUUUAUAUUUCAUGGGCUCUUUACUUUUCUGCAAUGGUUUUUGUCAAUAUUUUGAUAUUAUUCUUGAUUUGGAAUUAUUUGAGAAGAUUUUACAGAACUGAGCACAUUAUGACAUUACCAAAGAAGGAAACCAAGAAACAGCAACGUUCCAUGUUGGUCAACCUAUCACUCUUAAUGCUUCCUUAUGCAUUUUGUGGAUUAUUUGAGUUGUCUUUCUGGUAUUAUAAUGCAAUUCAAAUUGCAACUGAAGAAGAGGAAGCAUACUAUUACACUGUAAUAUUUUACAAUUUCUUCUUUAAUGUAAUAGUGCCGUUGAAGGGAUUUUUCAUUGCACUCAUCUUAUUAUUGAGCUCGACUGCCAUUAGAAAGAAGGUCAAAUCAAUUGUGUUAUGUCAAUUGUGUUUCAGAGCUUCUACGAGUACCUCUCAAUCCAAGAGAUUUAACACAACAUUUAUUGAAAGCUUGUUAAUUCCAGAAGACACCCCAGCGGAUGAAACAAAUCACUUGGAAGAUGUUAAUAAUAAUCCUUCUUCUGGAAUAUUGGAAAUUGAACAAGAUUAG
Molecule: messenger RNA, 1749 nt
Organism: Naegleria gruberi
Lineage: Eukaryota; Heterolobosea; Eutetramitea; Acrasida; Naegleriidae
Exons: 1
Coding region: 16-1749 (577 amino acids)
Source: RefSeq, a predicted model, not a curated record